Molecule: messenger RNA, 1603 nt
Organism: Andrographis paniculata
Lineage: Eukaryota; Viridiplantae; Streptophyta; Magnoliopsida; Lamiales; Acanthaceae
Product: mitochondrial phosphate carrier protein 3, mitochondrial-like
Exons: 6
Coding region: 287-1402 (371 amino acids)
Biological process (GO): mitochondrial phosphate ion transmembrane transport
Cellular component (GO): mitochondrial inner membrane
Molecular function (GO): phosphate transmembrane transporter activity
Source: RefSeq, a predicted model, not a curated record
AUUUUGUGCUAUUUGAAUACAGAGCCCCACCAAAAAAAUAGAAAGGCGAAUUGGAAUAGCUUCCAAUAGAGCGCGCAAAGACAGGGGAGUAACUGUUCCCUUUGGAACCGCCAUUUCCGACCUCUCCAAUUUCUUCGGUUCCUAAUUCCUUUACUCUUUCUUCUCCUCCUCCUCCGAGCUCUACCAUAAAUCCGGAUGGUAAGGUGUUUGUUUCUACUCUCUCAAUCUCCACAUCCACAUUGUGGAAUUGUUGAAAAGCGUUUCGAGGAGACGGAAACUUGUGAAAAUGGCUAUUCCUCGCAAGGAUCCAUCGCAGCAACCAUUGAUCCCAAACUUUCUGUACUCGUCGUCGCUGUCGAGUAAGAGUUGGAUGGAUUUGAAGCAGAAUUUUAUGGCGAGCGGGAAUAACGCGCAUGGAACGUCGCAUCCAUCGGCGGUUACGCUGCCGUCGGCGGGGAUCGUUGGGAAUUUCAUGAUUCCGGCGCCUAGUGAGAGUAGGAUACCGCUGUUUUCGCCGGCGUAUUAUAUGGCGUGUACCUUUGGAGGAAUUUUGAGCUGUGGCCUCACUCACAUGGCCGUAACUCCGCUCGAUCUCGUCAAGUGUAAUAUGCAGAUCAAUCCUGCAAAGUACAAGAGCAUUUCCUCCGGCUUUGGAGUUCUUAUGAAGGAGCAAGGAGCGAAAGGUUUCUUCAGGGGUUGGGUGCCAACUCUGCUUGGGUACAGCGCACAGGGAGCUUGCAAGUUCGGGUUCUACGAAUAUUUCAAGAAAUUCUACUCCGACCUCGCUGGCCCCGAGAAUGCAGUCAAAUACAAGACCCUCAUCUUCCUUGCAGGAUCUGCUUCUGCCGAAGUUAUCGCUGAUAUUGCCCUCUGCCCCUUGGAAGCUGUUAAGGUUCGAGUCCAAACUCAGCCCGGCUUUGCUAGAGGUCUGGCUGAUGGAUUUCCUAAACUUGUCAAAGCUGAAGGCGUCGCAGGGCUUUACAAAGGGAUCGCCCCGCUUUGGGGACGGCAGAUUCCAUAUACAAUGAUGAAAUUUGCGACUUUUGAAAACAUUGUCACGGCCAUCUACAAGUACGCCAUCCCAACUCCUAAAGACCAGUGCAGCAAAAACCUGCAGCUCGGAGUUAGCUUUGCAGGUGGCUACGUUGCCGGGGUGUUCUGCGCUGUCGUCUCUCAUCCUGCUGACAACUUAGUGUCUUUCCUCAACAAUGCCAAAGGCGCAACUGUUGGCGAUGCUAUUAAAAAGUUGGGAGUAUGGGGUCUGUGCACCCGAGGCCUCCCGCUGCGUAUUGUCAUGAUCGGCACACUCACCGGCGCGCAAUGGGGCAUCUACGAUGCAUUCAAAGUUUUUGUUGGCCUGCCUACAACUGGUGGUGGCAGCCCUGCUCCUGCUAAGAAGUGAAGAUACAGACCGAAAAAGGAAAACAAAAUUACAAAAUGACCAUUAUAGAGUUGGACGCCAUUCUUGCUUGAAUACUUUAUGUUCUUUUGACUCUCAAAUAGUGUUUUUUUUUUUUUUUAUCUUUCUCUCUCUCUUAGUUGAACAUACACAUACACAAACUAUAUAGUAGCACAGCUUAUUAUACUAUAUCAUCUUUUGCAU